AUGCGUACCACCACUGCCGAGCUCCUGCUCAUAUGCGUCCUAGCCGCCGAAGGCUUGCUGGCCUCCGAUGCACUUCAGCUCGGGGCGGCCAGCGGCUCGGUCGGUGCAAGCUGCAUACCGCGGGAGAGGGACGCCCUGCUGUCCUUGAAGCACGGCAUCACCAGCGACCCCAUGGGCGUCCUUGACUCUUGGCACAAGGAAGACUGCUGUCAGUGGAGGGGCGUCAAGUGCAGCAACAGGACCGGCCAUGUCCUUAGGCUUCAUCUUCGUAAUCUGCAUGUGGACACGUACAUUUUCGAUGGGGACAUCGUCAUCCUCGAUGAGUACUACAGAGACACAGCUUUGGUUGGACAGAUAAGUAAUUCUUUGCUCACCAUGGAUCGUCUUGUGCACCUUGAUCUUAGCAUGAAUUAUCUCGAGGGCCCAAGUGGCCGUAUGCCGCAGUUCUUGGGCUCUUUGACGAGAUUGAGAUAUCUCAACCUCUCCGGCAUACCAUUUUCUGGCAGAGUGCCCCCUCACCUCGGCAACCUCUCAAACUUGCACCAUCUUGAUCUCUCAUGCCAAUUUUGCACAGAAAAUAUGUACUCAAGAGACAUUUCAUGGGUAGCACACCUCCCUAAUUUGCAGUAUCUUGGAAUGAAUUCGGUAAACCUCAGCACAAUAGUUGAUUGGCCUUAUGUUCUCAACAUGAUUCCUUCUUUGAAGGCCCUUGAUCUUGCGUCUUGCUCUCUUCUAGCCGCAAAUCAUUCACUCCCACAUAUUAACCUUACCAAACUCGAGAGGCUUGAUCUCUCUAGCAACAUUUUUGCCCACCCAAUGGCACGGAGUUGGUUUUGGAAUUUGACAGGCCUCCAGCAUCUCUACCUUGCCGAGACUGAACUGUACGGUCAAGCACCUGAUGCACUGGCACAUAUGACGUCCCUCCAAGUCCUUUAUUUGUCAUCUAGUAACAUGGGAAGGAUGGCUACAGGCUUCAGAAAACUAUGCAAUCUGAGAAUCCUGGACCUUUCUGAUUGUCAAAUUGAUGGAAAUAUAAAGGAUAUUAUAGGGAGGAUGCCCCAAUGUCCCUUGAACAAACUGCAGGAGUUGUAUUUGCGUUCCAACAAUAUUACCGGAAUCAUGCCGGAUCGGAUAACACACUUAACCAGCUUAGUUGUUCUUAACAUCGCUCAGAACAACCUAAUUGGAGGCAUACCACGAGGGGUGGGUCUGCUCUCUAGAUUAAGAAGACUUGAUCUCUCUUCCAACAAUCUCAGUGAACCUGUGCCAUUUGAGAUCGGUAAGCUCGGAAAUUUGACCAUGAUGGAUCUCACACUCAACAACUUGAAUGGUGACUUCACUGAAGAACAUUUAACAAGGCUAACGAGGUUGAGAAGGUUGCAUUUAAGAUGGAAUUAUUUGAGGAUUACAGUUGGUCCCGAUUGGAUACCACCCUUCAGUUUAGAAGAAAUAACUCUUGGCUCUUGCCAACUGGGCCCUUUGUUUCCUGCAUGGCUUCAAUUCCAAGUGGACAUUCGAUUGAUGGAUAUAUCAUCCACAGGUAUAGUUGAUAGGAUUCCUCACUGGUUCAGCACUACAUUUGCAAAGGUCACAGAUCUGGACAUCUCCAACAAUGAAAUCAGCGGCAGGUUGCCAAGAAACAUGGAAUUCAUGUCACUGCAAUAUUUCUCAAUCAGUUCAAAUAACCUAACUGGUGAACUCCCGAACUUACCAAGAAAUAUUACCUCCCUGGACAUGUCUAGAAACUCUUUAUCUGGAACUUUGCCAUCAAACAUUGGAACUCCACAUUUGAUUUCAUUAGCUCUGGUCUCCAAUCAAAUAACCGGUUGUAUUCCCGAAUCUCUCUGCAAAGCGGAAUUCUUGGAAUCAUUGGACUUAAGGAACAAUCUUUUCGAGGGACAACUUCCUCGGUGUUUUGGGGUGAAGGACAUUUUCUUUCUCAUGUUGAGUAACAAUAGCUUCUCUGGCAACUUCCCGCCGUUUGUAAAAGAUUGUAGACGAUUGGAGGCUCUAGAUCUAUCACGUAAUAGUUUUUCUGGAAGGUUGCCAUUGUGGAUUGGAGAUUUGGUUGAAUUACGAUUUUUGCGUCUAAAUCGGAAUAUGUUUUCUGGAGAAAUUCCAGCUACCAUCUCAAAUCUUAGUCACCUUCACCAUCUGAACCUAGCAGGCAAUGACUUAUCAGGUCCCAUACCGUGGCAUCUGUCAAAUGUGACGGGCAUGACAGGAAAAUAUGUAAAGGAUUCUAUGAUCGACUCAAUACCUUAUGGCAGUUCCUCGCAUAAGUUGCGUACAUAUAGUUUUUCCUCUGUGAUCGUCAAGGGACGUGAACUUGAUUAUGAUUUGCACAUUAUGGAUUUGGUGAGCAUUGACUUAUCUUUCAACCAAUUAACUGGGAGAAUACCAGAAGAAAUAGCUGCUCUUGAUGCGGUGAUGAACUUGAAUCUAUCAUGGAACCAAUUGAGUGGGAAAAUUCCAAUUAAGCUUGGGGCCUUGAAGGCUUUGGAAUCACUUGACCUCUCAAGGAACAAGCUUUCUGGUGGGAUCCCUUCGAGCCUAUCAGAUAUAACUUAUUUGAGCUACUUGGACCUGUCUGAUAACAAUCUAACAGGGAGAAUACCAUCAGGACGUCAGCUUGACACCCUCUACACACAGCAACCUUCCAUGUACAGCGGCAACAGUGGUCUUUGUGGGCUUCCUCUUCCAAUCAGUUGCCCGGGAAAGAAUGCAACAAGGCAAGAUAAUCAAAAGAGUAAUGAACAUUCCUUUGAGCCAAUGACCUUCUAUUUUGGGCUCGCUCUAGGAUUUAUUCUGGGUCUCUGGGUGGUGUUUUGCGUCUUGUUGUUUAAGAAAGCAUGGAGGGUUGCUUACUUUCGCCUCAUUGACCAGACAUAUGAUCAGGUGUAUGUGUUUGCCGUUAUUACAUGGAGAAGCUGGGCCAGACAGGGAACUACAAAUUGA
Messenger RNA from Triticum turgidum subsp. durum (durum wheat), 2958 nucleotides. The record is from the annotation of a GenBank genome assembly. Lineage: Eukaryota; Viridiplantae; Streptophyta; Magnoliopsida; Poales; Poaceae.